CUCUUUCAUACACACACAUCGCCUAACAAUUCUCCUCUUUCCAGUGGUUCGCCGGUCGUCCUGUCAUGAAACCCUCUCGUUGAUAUUUCAUAUUACUUUGGCUUCUUUCAAUCGAUAAAUCACCUAACUUUCCAUCACUUGACGCUGUGUGUGGGUGAUUACUUACAAGGUUUAGCACAGGGUUUACUUACGAGGGUGAGCACAAUGUCAACUCCUGCUAGAAAGAGGCUUAUGAGGGAUUUCAAGAGGUUACAACAAGACCCUCCUGCAGGCAUUAGUGGAGCACCCCAAGACAAUAAUAUAAUGCUGUGGAAUGCUGUAAUAUUUGGCCCGGAUGACAGUCCAUGGGAUGGAGGUACGUUUAAAUUGGCUCUACAAUAUUCAGAGGAUUAUCCUAAUAAGGCACCAACUGUGAGAUUUGUUUCUCGUAUGUUCCACCCAAAUAUUUAUGCUGAUGGAAGUAUUUGUUUGGACAUCUUGCAAAAUCAAUGGAGUCCUAUCUAUGAUGUUGCUGCUAUUCUCACCUCCAUCCAGUCGUUGCUUUGCGACCCAAACCCAAACUCUCCUGCGAAUUCAGAAGCUGCGCGGGCAUUCAGCGAAAAUAAACGCGAGUACAACAGGAGAGUGCGAGAGAUUGUUGAGCAGAGCUGGAAUGCUGACUAAAUCGGUUAUAUCAUAUAUAUAUCCAUGUAAUAAAAAUGUACUUUAAGACAUAUUUUAUUUUAGACAUUGUACUAUUUUAUAUGUAAAAUAAAUAUCUGUUUUGAUUUUCUUUCAA
This is a messenger RNA of Lactuca sativa (garden lettuce), 778 nucleotides long. Its product is annotated as ubiquitin-conjugating enzyme E2 2. NCBI's taxonomy places the organism in Eukaryota, Viridiplantae, Streptophyta, Magnoliopsida, Asterales, Asteraceae. The record is from RefSeq and is a predicted model, not a curated record.